CUUGAACAACUUGGUUUUAAAAAUAUGAGUAGAGAAGAAAGAUUGUCAGCUUUUAUACGUGAGGUGUCGACUGAAGUAAUUGAUAUUGAUAACAAUUCAUCAGAAGUAAUCCCUCAGAAUCAGCCCUUAGAGCUUCUACACAAAUUAUCUUGA
This is a messenger RNA of Funneliformis geosporum, 153 nucleotides long. NCBI's taxonomy places the organism in Eukaryota, Fungi, Glomeromycota, Glomeromycetes, Glomerales, Glomeraceae. The record is from the annotation of a GenBank genome assembly.